AUGCCCGUCGCGCCGCUGAACAUUGCGCCGCACCAAGCACUGCACUUCGGGCCACCCUCCCCUCGCGAAGGCUCCAGCCGCUCGCAGCGCGGCGACUCGCCGGCGGCCGAGGAGUACGAGCUGAACCGCACGUACGAGUCCGGCCCGGCACUGCCCACCUACUCGCCCGGCAUGACGACGAGCUACGACGCCCCGCACGGCGGCGCCUCGUCGGCCGGCGCCACGCCGCGCCGCUUCGCAGCUGGCGGCUUUGAUCCGUACAGCGCGGAGAAGGGCGAGGACAAGAUCCAGGAGAAGGGCGGUGCCGGCGCUCAGGCCUACGCCCGCGCCGGUCUGCAGCCCGUCGCCGAGCUGGGCAACACGCCAUCGUAUGGCGGAGGCGCGAGCAAGGGCGGGUAUGCCAGCCUCAUUCCUGAGAAGCAGCCGCCCAAGUCGCCACUGGACUACCUUUCGGCUCUCUCGCAGCAGUCCGAGGCGGCCACGACGGCCAUGUACCUCGUGCUGAGCCUGGUCUCGCGGCUGUGGGGCAUUGGGCGAAGUCCGCAUGUGAUCUGGGACGAGGCGCACUUCGGCAAGUUCGGCUCGCACUACCUCAAGAGCGAGUUCUACUUCGACGUGCACCCGCCGCUCGGCAAGAUGCUCGUCGGCCUCGCAGGCCUGAUAAGCGGCUACCGCGGCCAGUUUGAGUUCAAAAGCGGCGAGAAGUAUCCGGACGAUGUCAACUACGUCGGCAUGCGCAUCAUCCUCGCCAUGUUCGGCGUGGCGAUGGCGCCGAUUGCCUACAGCACGAGCGGCGCCCUGGGCUGGAACUGGCGCUCGCGCCACGUGCUGGCCAUCAUGGUGCUGUGCGACAAUGCCUGGCUCGUCAUCUCGCGCUUCAUCCUGCUCGACUCGAUGCUGCUCUUCUUCACCUUCACCACCGUGCACGGCCUCGUCAUGUUCCACCGCCAGCAGAACCGCUCCUUCUCCAAGAUGUGGUGGUUCUGGCUCACGUUCACCGGCCUCUCCAUCGGCUGCGUGGCGAGCGUCAAGUGGGUCGGCUUCUUCGCUACGGCGCUCGUCGGCCUGUACACGAUGGAGGAUCUGUGGGACAAGUUCGGCGACACGCGCAUGCCCGUGCGCACGUACGCACGACACUGGUGUGCGCGCAUCCUGUGCCUCAUCGUCUCGCCCGUCAUCGUGUACAUGACGUGCUUCCGCAUCCACUUCCUCAUCCUCAGCAACUCGGGGCCCGGCGACGCACAGAUGAGCAGCCUGUUCCAGGCGCACCUGCGCGGCAACGACUUUGCCAAGUCUCCGCUCGAGGCGGCGUACGGCAGCAAGGUCACCUUCAAGAACAUGGGCUACGGCGGCGGCCUGCUCCACUCGCACGUGCAGACGUACCCUGCCGGCUCGCAGCAGCAGCAGGUGACGUGCUACCACUACAAGGACAACAACAACGAGUUCGUCAUCACGCCGCGCUGGGAGGACGCGCCGCUGCCCGGGCCCAACAGCACCGAGCCGAUCCGCUUCCUCAAGGCUGGCGACACGUUCCGCUUCGUGCACGUCCAGACGGGCCGCAACCUGCACAGCCACAACUUUGCCGCGCCCAUCACCAAGGAGAACUACGAGAUCAGCGGCUACGGCAACGACACGGUCGGCGACUCGAACGACUACUGGGUCGUCGAGGUCGUCGACGACAUCAUCACGCGCAAGAAGGGCGCCGCGGGCGACCCGAUCCGCAGCCUGACGACGCGCAUGCGCUUCAGACACCAGAAUCUCGGCUGCUACAUGCGCGCCGGCGGUGCGAUUCUGCCGCAGUGGGGCUGGCGUCAGGUCGAGGUCAGCUGCGACAAGGAGAACAACCCGCGCGAUGAGCAUACCUACUGGAACAUCGAGAGCCACUGGAACGAGCGCCUGCCGCCCGGAGACACGAAGCUCUACCGCUCGCCCUUCCUGCGCGACUUCAUCCACCUCAACGUCGCCAUGAUGACGUCCAACAAUGCGCUCACGCCCGACGCCGACAAGGACGACAUCCUGGCGAGCAAGGCGCUCGACUGGCCGUGGCUCUACAACGGCCUGCGCAUGAACGGCUGGGGCGACAACCAGAUCAAGUACUAUCUGGUCGGCAACCCGGUCAUCUGGUGGGGCUCGACGACGAGUCUCUUCGUCUUCGUGCUGGUGCUGGCGUGGUACCUGGGCCGCAUGCAGCGGCGCCACGCCGACCUCAGCCCCACGGACUUCAACCAGUUCCUCUUUGUCGGCAAGCUCGCUGGCAUCGGCUGGUUCCUGCACUACCUGCCCUUCCUCAUCAUGGCGCGCGUGUGCUACAUACACCACUACCUGCCGACGCUCUACUUCGCCGUGCUCAUGUACGUCCACCUGCUGGACCACUUCCUCUGGAACUCUUCGACGGCUCGCUACCGCGUCCGCGGCACGAGCGGGCAGCGCGCUCCGCUGUCGCCGCUUGCGCAGAACCUUGCGCUGCUCGUCGUGCUGGGCGCCGUCGUGGGCGCCUUUGCGUGGCUGCACGGCACUGCCUACGGCAUCGAUGGCCCGGUGUGGAAGCAGCGCGGCAUGCGUUGGAGGGCGAGCUGGAACAUUCACGACUAG
Tilletiopsis washingtonensis is the source of this 2592-nucleotide messenger RNA. Its product is annotated as PMT-domain-containing protein. Gene Ontology annotation, cellular component: endoplasmic reticulum; membrane. Gene Ontology annotation, molecular function: dolichyl-phosphate-mannose-protein mannosyltransferase activity. Lineage: Eukaryota; Fungi; Basidiomycota; Exobasidiomycetes; Entylomatales. The transcript has 17 exons. The coding region runs from base 1 to 2592 and encodes 863 amino acids. Gene Ontology annotation, biological process: protein O-linked glycosylation via mannose. The record is from RefSeq and is a predicted model, not a curated record.